AGCCGUGCGGGUGAAGAGGCAGUAUGUGUGUGCUUCGAGAAGGUUUGGCCACCAAGUUGAAUACAGCGCCACCCGCUGCAGAUCGAUGGCGGACAUUUUUCAAGCGGUGGCUAUAAACCGUCGGGCCACCUCUGUUCCAGGCUCUUCAGGAAUUUUUCAACUCACCCGAUUCGGAAUGGAUAAGUCUGUGAAGCCUAGGCAGUCCACUCUAGGCACCGGAUCCACCGUCAUGGGGUCGCCUCUGUCGACAUCGUCGCUCACUUCGAGCUCAGAUCGUGAUCAGCAGUUAGAGAAGUUGCUGAAGGAAAAUAAGCAGUUAAAGCAAAAGGUCGACACAUUGGAGAAAGAGAACAUUACAUUGAAGAAGAGCAUAUACGACUUGUCUACCCAUUACGCGUCUACAAUCUCUCAAGGAGGAUUGCAGUAUCCAUCUUUACCGUAUGUUUUGGAUCCGGAAGUCUCAGCUCAAGAUGUCAUUACCAAAGGUCAGGAUUUGAUCAACAAAGCAGUUCACGAGGCAGCAGGUGGCACAGUGGAUGGAGCACCUAGCUCUACUCGGGAAAGCAAAACAUUUGAAAUCAAGUAUGAACUUCAGGGUCAUACUGGUGCAGUGUACUCCGUAGAAUUCUCUCCGCACGGUAAGCUACUGGCUUCUGGCUCCUUUGAUAAGACUGUGCGAGUAUGGGAUACGGUAUCGGGUCAAAAGGAGAUCUUAUGCCUCAAAUCCCACUCUCUCAAUAUAUCGGAUUUGUCAUGGAGUAUCGAUUCAUCAACCUUGCUAUCCGGUGGAUAUGAUUCAACUUGCAAAACAUGGGAUAUCGAGUCGGGUACAUUAUCAGGAAGUUGGGAAACAAAGGGGUUUGUGCAAUGCCUCGGAUGGGAUUUCGUCAAUGCGCACGUUUUCUAUUAUGGUACCUCUAGGAACGUCCUAGGAAUGAUUGAUGUUAGAUCGGCAUCAUCAACGCAGCCUGAAAAUAACGAAUUUCAGUCACAUCCUAUCAGCCCUGAUGUUCAAUUAACGAAUGAUGCUAUGAUCAACAGUCUUUAUGUAUCGCGGGACGGAAUCCAUGUCAUAACAGGUGAUUCUAAAGGUGCUGUCAAAGUUUGGGAUGUUCGAGCCCGGAAAUGUGUCAAAGAGACUAUCUUUGAUCAAAGUCGCAAUCCAAUUUCGCACAUCACAGUUGGCCGGAGGAUGACAGACGCAACGCGAAGAUCUUUGAAUGAUUACGAUGAACCGAGAUAUAUGGCGAUCAACAGCUACGAUAAUGUUCUUCGUGUAUGUGACCGAGGUUUGGAUCCUCCAAAAUCAGACAUGCGCCUUGUACACACUCUCAAAGGAUUUAAAAACAAGAACUGGCCAAUCAAAGCUUCUUUUUACACUGGCAAAGAAUACAAUGCAUCCAUUCCAAGUCGACUGAAUAAUGCUGUUGAGGAGAAGAGUGUAUUGUUAGCUACUGGAAGUGCUGACCCAUAUGCUUAUUUAUACAAUAUUGGAGAGAAUUCUUCUGAAUUGAUGCAAAGACUGGAAGGGCAUACAGAUCGUGUGUAUGCCGUGAAUUUUCACCCUACAGAGCCUAUCCUUGCUAGUUGUUCAGCAGAUAGCACCAUCAAGGUGUGGGGACCUGCUGUUUCUAGAGGCAAAAAGAAGAACAUUAUGUAGAUUAGAUUUACAUCACGAACACGAACGCUUGUACAUAACAAUAAAUUUAAACAUUCAAUCCCCCCACCGCCAAUUAUACCUUA
Molecule: messenger RNA, 1743 nt
Organism: Umbelopsis ramanniana AG
Lineage: Eukaryota; Fungi; Mucoromycota; Umbelopsidomycetes; Umbelopsidales; Umbelopsidaceae
Exons: 11
Coding region: 86-1660 (524 amino acids)
Molecular function (GO): protein binding
Source: RefSeq, a predicted model, not a curated record